Messenger RNA from Xiphophorus hellerii (green swordtail), 1093 nucleotides. RefSeq lists its product as uncharacterized. The record is from RefSeq and is a predicted model, not a curated record. The coding region runs from base 1 to 1029 and encodes 342 amino acids. Gene Ontology annotation, biological process: response to bacterium. The transcript is spliced from 6 exons. NCBI's taxonomy places the organism in Eukaryota, Metazoa, Chordata, Actinopteri, Cyprinodontiformes, Poeciliidae.
AUGAUUCUGUUAUGGGUCACACUUCUUCUCCUUCAUCAAGGAUAUGGUUUGGUUCCAGUGAUCACAGCUCAUCUUGGUGAAACAACAACACUUACAUGCAAGUUGCCCGAUACUAAAGACAGACGUAAUAAACUUUUUUGGUACAGGCAAACUGCAGGACAUUCUCUGGAAGUAGUUGUAAAGCUCAUAAGUCUUGCAAACCCAGAGUAUGGAGCAGGUUAUUCUGACUCGAGAGUAAAAGCUGUACUUACUGACAACGUGAGCAACCUGACCAUUUUAAAAGCAGCUCAAGAAGAUGAAGGAAUGUAUCACUGUGGCUUUAGCGACUGGAGCCAAAAUGUUUGGCGGGGGACCUACUUGUUAAUAAAAGGAAACACUGUGGUGUCUUCAAAUUACACAGUUGUUCAGACGCCAACAAUAUCAAAACCAGUUCAUCCAGGAGGCCCAGUGACUCUUCAGUGUUCGGUCCUCUCUAGCUCUGACAGCAAGAAAUGUUCAGGAGAUCUGAAUUUGUUCUGGGUAAGAGCAGGAGACAAAUCUCUUCCAAACUACAUCUAUACUGAUGGAAACAGAGAAAACAAAUGUGAAGAGAAACUGGACUCUCAGCAGAGAUGUGUGUAUAACUUCUCUAAGACGGUCAAUGCCUCUGAUGCGACUUUCUACUGUGCUGUGGCCACAUGUGGAGAGAUAUAUUUUGGAGAUGGAACCAAUAUGGAUAUUAAAGAAUCCAGCUUGUGGUCCCAGGAUGCUAGAAAAGUCAUUAUUCUUCUCUCUGCUGCUCUGGCAGUAAGUCUGGUUGUGAUCGCUCUUCUUAUUUACUUCAGCCUGAAAAAUAAAUGUGUUCACUGUACAGCUGAUUCAGAGUUGCAGAAAAACAUCAGCAGACAGAAACCUCAAAAGAGAUGUAAGGAUGGAUGGAUUUACUCUGCAGCCAUCUUUACUACAAUAAAGUCUGACUGGGCAGGACUGAAGAAAGAAGCAGAGAAAGAGAGGAUCUACGCCGCUGUUGAAGCUUUUGGAUUAAAUUGAGGAAAUUGUUUGCUUUAACCUUAAACUAAAUAAAGGAAUAAAUAAAGACUUCUUUUUUGCAAUG